Molecule: messenger RNA, 1557 nt
Organism: Symbiodinium sp. CCMP2456
Lineage: Eukaryota; Dinophyceae; Suessiales; Symbiodiniaceae
Source: the annotation of a GenBank genome assembly
AUGGCCUUCGUCUUGGCAAGGCUACAGUACCAGGUCUGGCAUCUGAAGCACCCGGAUGUGCCUGAACCAAAGGGCCGUGGCAAAGGAAGGACAUCUGAUGCGCCGAAAGAAAGCAAAAGCUCGAAGAAAUCGUCUCUGGAGGCAAAGUCAUCUGCAGCUGGAAAGGAAAAUCAGGAUCCAGGAGCCACAAAGAAGCCGGGUCGGCCGAAGAGGACCAAGGAGGAGCAGCAGGACCCGUCAACGCUGCACAAAUUCUUCGCGGCGCAGUCCGACAAGGCUGCAGCUCCCGAAGAGGCCAAGGUGGAGAGCCAAGGGAAGAAGUCCCGAGGGCAGAAGGACUUGCUGGCUUGGAUGGGUAUCCGUCAGAGCGACUCUCCUCCCGCGAAGCGGGUGCGAGUUGAUGCAGCUCAGAGGCAGACGGCAGAGUACAUGAUUGCAUAUGAUUGCGAAUUGCUUUUGGGGAUGAGCCGAGUUAUGAUGCUUCUGGCUACACUGUCGGUGGUCUGGGCAGAUCCCGAGCAGCAGGCACUGAACCUGGAUGAUGCCUGUAACAGCGACGAGUCGGAAGGCAGCUGCGACCUCACCCUGACGCAGCUGCGAGGAUUACCCAGGAGAGCCGGCGAAGACAAUAGCUCCGAGGCCAUGACUGAGGUGUCCUCAGGGCGGUCCCAGGUCUCCAGGCGAUUGCGGAUAGUGAACGGCUGCAACAGCCAGCCGAUGUGGAUCGCCCACAUAGCAGGGGCUUCGAUGGGCCCUGACCCGCAGAAUGUCAGGAUAAAUCCUGGAAGCUUCUACGACUUCGAAACUCCUAGUCAUCUCUCUGCGAUGCGAUACUGGCCGAAAAUGGGUUGCGAUGAGUCUGGCCACAACUGUAAGAUUGGAAGCAGUGGUGGUCCGGGACAGAGCUGCCAGUGGAAUCCGGCGACGGGCCAGGAGGACUACAGCAGAUGCCAUCCGCCCGUGGACACCAAGUUCGAAGCGAGCUACGGUGAGAACGGCGCACCUUGCAACCCCAAGACGCCGGGAGGUGUCGAAAUGAAGGGCUGUGACUACGUGGACCUCAGCUUGGUCGAUGGAUGGACGCUGCCUGUAAAGCUUGAGGCCAGCGGCGACUGCCGAACAAACAAGGACGAGAAGGUAGAGGUUCUGGACUGCGCCGCCUUGUCGCUGGAUGCCUGCCCCACUGCCGAGCACCUGACAGCAGCUGGCGUCACUGCAGACCUUCGAGCGAUCAACCCGGUCACCCAUCAAGUGUCAGGCUGCUACAGCCCAUGUGCCAAGCUCCUGGACACCAAGUGGAGCAACAAGGAGCUUGCCCAGGGGCGGCAGCCAGAAUCCGCUGAGGUCUCGCCUUACUGCUGCCCGACACCGCCGCAGACCCCAGAGUCGUGCCGGGCCGGGCCGAUCACACACACCGACUUCCUGAAGACGGUGCAUCAGAAGUGCCCCGGAGUCUACGGCUACGCCUACGACGAUGGCACCGGCCUAAUGCGAUGCAGUUCCGCUACCCACUACACCGCAGCUCGGCACGACGCGACUUUGAGUCGUCUUAGAUAG